GAAGUUGGUCACGCGCGAGCUGCAAGAGAAGGAAUUGCAGCGGAAGCACCAAUUCUUGCUGUCCCAGGUGCUGAUCUACUACCACACGCCGCUCGCCGUGAAGAAAUAUGGGCGGAACUUGUACGGUGUGAAAAUUGUGCCCAUUUAUCCGGUGAAGAACAAAUCACUUUCAACUACAUCGGGGACUACAACUAGGACGAAAAGAACCUCCGGGACGAGCGACGGUGGGGGCGAAAUUCUGCGGAACACGAAGAUUUUUGACAAGAGCGGGGAAGUUGUAAAGGAUCAACAUGAUCCGCGACUGUUGCCAGCGCCGGCAGUAGCUGUACCGGAGAACAACAGCGACGAGCAUUUAUCUCAACCGAAUGUAGUCGAAGGGGGCGCAUUCUUGCGAACGUCACUUCCUGCUCCUUCAUUGAACGAUACCUCGUAUACCGAGGAACUCAGGGCACACAUUCGCGCUGCUAUGUCUCCGGGCGCGGCCACGACGACACCUCAGGAAAAUGCUCAACAGUUUUCAUCCGGUGGCCACAGUGCUGAAGAUCAUGAUGUUCGUCCUGGCGCGCACGACGCACUAGUACCAAAGAUGAACCAAACGAAGGACCAGGAGGGUAAUGCUGAGCUGCAGCCGCAACUGCCAGUACCCGUGGAUGAAGUAGCGGAUGGAGCUGCUGACGGUCCGACCGUGAUGUCCCGAGGACCCCUCGUGGUUCCAGCUUCAAGCGGACGAACCGCAGCUCCUGUAAAUGAAAUUACGUCGUCAGCCGCAAGGAACAAGAUCACAAAUUCAUCUGGCCCCCGAACAACUCCCUCGACCACGGUGAGAAAUAAAAGGUCAAGCACCUGGAUUCGCACCC
Messenger RNA from Amoebophrya sp. A120, 857 nucleotides. The record is from the annotation of a GenBank genome assembly. NCBI's taxonomy places the organism in Eukaryota, Dinophyceae, Syndiniales, Amoebophryaceae.